Molecule: messenger RNA, 2502 nt
Organism: Heterostelium album PN500
Lineage: Eukaryota; Evosea; Eumycetozoa; Acytosteliales; Acytosteliaceae
Gene: xrcc1
Product: BRCT domain-containing protein
Exons: 5
Coding region: 1-2502 (833 amino acids)
Biological process (GO): base-excision repair; single strand break repair
Cellular component (GO): nucleus
Molecular function (GO): damaged DNA binding
Source: RefSeq, a predicted model, not a curated record
AUGGAUGGUAGUAAACCACCAAAUAAUUGUGUAGAGUUGGAUGCUUCUGUAACCUAUUGUUCGAGUGAAGGUGAAGUUCAUAAAGCAAACAACACACUGCUUGGUGACACCUAUAGAGUUUGGCAAACUGCUGAACUCACCGACCUAGCGGUUAUCGAAUAUCAAUUCAGUGAACCAAGAUAUAUUAAGGCGAUCGAUAUUACCAAUGCCGGUUGUUCUUUCAUCGAGGUAUUAGUUGGUUAUUCAACUUGGGAAACAAAUGAAUAUCAAGUAAUGGUACAAUUAACAACAUUUAUGGCAGCGAGUGAUAGUAAAGAUAAUACAAAUAGAUCGAGAUCAAUGAGAUUCGAAGGAUCAAAGAUAACAUCGAUGACCGCGAAUAGACGGUGGGAAAAGGUGCGGGUGAUCUGCAAGCAACCGUUCAUCAAGACCAAUAUCGGAAUUGCAAGUAUCAAGUUCUACGGAAAACCAGAGACUAAAGUCGAGAAAGAAGAUGUGCUGGCAACCACACCAGUACCGCUGGCAGGCGAGAAUUUCCCUGUGCCUCAGGGGAAACUGUCGAUCUCUUCAAGCAAUGUCUUAAAUUCACCGGGUCAGUUGGAUAGCAGUGCUACAGAUCUCGAUACAUCGAUGACCGACAUUGAAACGACACCGACAAAACUCAAUAGUUCAAAGACCAUUUUGGAUUCCAGCAACAAAAAACUCAAUCGUUCAGGAAGUUUAACAUUUUCAAAUUCGAAAUCUAAAUCGAUAUUGACCAAUAUUCUACCUGGCAAAUGUAUUGUCGUAAAGAAACCGUCAGAGUUGGAAGAGGAAUUUAAUAAAGUUGCAACAAACAAAGACGAUAAUCAUCAUCAUCACAAGAUGGAUAUAGAUACACCAUCAUCAUCAUCAUCGAAAAAACCAAAAGAAACAAGUAAACCUAAACUUGUUGAACCAAAAGAUGAAGAUACAGAAGAGGAAGAUGGACAUACCGAUGAGGAUGACAACGUUCAUACAAUUGUAGUGGAGCCAAAAGAAUCUAAAUAUAUUACUCCAUUUGGUCUUAUAUUGAAAGGAGUUGUAAUUGUAAUAGGUGGAAUUGUUAAUCCUAGAAAAGGAGAGUUGAGAGUUAAAGCUUUGGAGAUGGGUGCCGAUUAUAAGCCGGAUUGGUGUAAGGGUGCAACUCAUUUGAUUUCACCUUAUAUUGGUACUCCCAAAGCGGAUGCAUGCGAUGGGUCGAUUGUUGCACCGGAAUGGAUCGAUGAGUGUUACAAACAAAAGACAAGACUGGCAAUCAAAUCAUUCGCUGUAACCAAGACAUUCCCAAAGCAAGAUUCAAAGAACAAACAACAACAAUCAACUUCGAAAUCAGUGGGUAAGAGUAUUAGUACCAGCUCUGGCAAGAAGAAGAAGGGCGGAAAGAAGAAAAAGAGUAAAUCAACCGAUCCAAACGAUCCUACCGACUCUGAAGAUGAAGACGAUGGAUUACCAAAUGAAUACGAUCUCAACGAUGAUUUCAUUGAUACUGGCGAUGUCGAUGAUUCAGCCGACGACGACGACAACGAUGCAGAUGGUGACGACGAGAACUCGGAUGACGACGACCCAUGGAGUGAGAGAAGACUGAACAAGAAGCGUGAGAAGGAAGAUAUCGACGAUUUAUUGAAGGAUGGACUUGGAUUUUUAAAGAGAGAGUACGGUUCGAACGAUGCUAUGAUCAAACAACUGUCAAGCUCCACAAAGAAACCUAAGCACAAACAUCACAAUCGCACUGAGAGCAAUGGAAAGAAUCACAAGAAACAGGCAGACAUUGAAUAUAUGCCAAAAGAUGAGGAGACAGUAUUCGAUAACAAUCUACUGUUUGAUUUCGGAACACAAGAGAUCUCACACGAACAAAUUAAAGCAGAACUCAAUAAGAUUGUUAGUUUAGCACCAACGUCAGACAAAUCACCACCACCCAAGACCGAAGAUUUCGAUACCGAUGAAGAUGAAGAUAUUAAACCAGAGUUCUUUGCUCCUUCCAAUGGAGCAAAUAAAUCGAAAUCGAAAUCAGCAUUAACAACAGAAACAUCAACAACAAAAACUACACCAUCAACAAACAAUAAUGAUUUGAAAGCAAAAUCAACAACAACUACAACCACUACUAAUAAUAAUACCACUACAAUUUCAACAUCUCCUCCCAAAGCAAAAGAAAAGAAAGUAGAUGCUGUAAUUGUAAAGGGAAAAGAAUAUAUUAUCGAUCCAUUACCAACAUUCUUUGAUGGAAUCAAUUUCUAUUUAAGUUUGAAAGAUGAAAAUAUAAAGAAUCAAGUAAAGAGAUAUAUAAUUGCUUAUAAAGGUACUCUUAAUAUACAACCUACAGAAUCAACAAAAUUCAUUAUUACCGAUAAGAAUUGGGAUAGAUUAUUUGAUAUUAUCAAAGCUAAAUACCCAAGUGUAACAUUUUUAAAGCCAUCGUUUAUCAUGAAAUCACAUAACUAUCAAAAGAUUGUACUGACCGAAUCACAUGAAAUAUCAAAAUAA